AUGCCUGAUGACCAUUAUGUCGACUACUCGCAGCUAUUGUCGCAGCUGUUGAAUGAUCAGUUCGAGCUUAAUGAUACCGUCAUAUCGUUUCUAUACCAUCUUUUCCCUGGAGAGCUUUUCGUAAAGGCCAUGUCUCUGCUGGACUCGAAUGAUAUGUUCAUCUACGUGUUUGACAAGGCGCACGCGCAGUGCGAGCAUAGCGAAAGUACGGAGACUGAACCUGAUGGCUCUGGAAAGGAAGCUAGAGAGCCGCAGGACGCUGAAGCUGAUGCUGAUGCUAAUAAUUUUACAAAUAGUUUUUCGAGCUCUCAUACAGACAACACUGAUUUGGUAAGUUUACUCUACAAGGCUCCUGAAACCGUGCUUUACAGACUUGUGGUAAAGCCCGAAACUGCUCAAGGCCCACCGAUCUGUGUAGACUUAGAUCACUGGUUUUGUUCCUGCGAAGAGUACGGUUCGCAGUUCCAACAGAAUUUUAUUCGCGACACUUCAGAAAACCGGGAGCCUUCAAUAUAUUCUCGCGCCGUCACUGAAUUAAACGCUUCAGCUUCAUCAAACUCUGACAGGUUUGCUCAAUUGCCCUUGCAGCACAACGUGCAGCGCUAUUUCCGUCACGAACUCGUGCUGUGUCCACACUUACUGGCUUUCGCGAUCUUAUUGCAGACAUCAUCUCAAGUCCUAACGUAUUUUACGCAGAAGAACGCUACUGUGUACUUGAUAACAGUCCAGCAUCUCGAUGAAUGGCUCAAAUUGCACUUGAACAUGAUACAGUAG
Molecule: messenger RNA, 774 nt
Organism: Lachancea nothofagi CBS 11611
Lineage: Eukaryota; Fungi; Ascomycota; Saccharomycetes; Saccharomycetales; Saccharomycetaceae
Source: the annotation of a GenBank genome assembly